Molecule: messenger RNA, 2395 nt
Organism: Panthera uncia (snow leopard)
Lineage: Eukaryota; Metazoa; Chordata; Mammalia; Carnivora; Felidae
Gene: YEATS4
Product: YEATS domain containing 4
Exons: 7
Coding region: 414-1025 (203 amino acids)
Biological process (GO): regulation of DNA-templated transcription
Source: RefSeq, a predicted model, not a curated record
UUCAGCGAUGACAAGGUAUUGGCUCCAAAAGCCAACUUCUCGGUUACUCUAUAGCCAGGUGGUCUGGGUCGGCUCCAGCGGUUUCCCGCCACCUCCGCACGCCCAGCAAGAGGGCUGCGGCCCGGCGCGUGCGCACUGUGCGCGCGAGCUCGUCGCGCCUGCGCACGGCGCCGCCACCGCUCCUCCUUCCAUCGGGCGCUACACCGCGCGGGGCUAAACGGCCUUCCGGGACGCCGCCCGCCGCGAGGAGUUUGCUGUGCCCCAGCGCCGCGAGCUCCGGUGACUCGCCCUCGCUCUACCCAGAAACCUUCCGCCUGAGCCCGCGCGGGAGGAGCGGGGCCUCUGAGGGGAGCGGCUACCCCGCCGGCCCCGGUCUCUUUCCCUGGCGGCGGCGGCUUCUUCUGUAGGACAAUAUGUUCAAGAGAAUGGCCGAAUUUGGGCCUGACUCCGGCGGGAGAGUGAAGGGGGUUACUAUCGUUAAACCAAUAGUUUAUGGUAAUGUUGCUCGAUAUUUCGGGAAGAAGAGAGAAGAGGAUGGGCACACCCAUCAGUGGACAGUGUAUGUCAAACCGUAUAGAAAUGAGGAUAUGUCAGCAUAUGUGAAGAAAAUCCAAUUUAAAUUACAUGAAAGCUAUGGCAAUCCUUUAAGAGUUGUUACUAAGCCUCCAUAUGAAAUUACUGAAACAGGAUGGGGUGAAUUUGAAAUAAUCAUCAAAAUAUUUUUCAUUGAUCCUAAUGAAAGACCUGUGACCCUCUAUCAUUUAUUAAAGCUGUUUCAGUCAGACACCAAUGCAAUGCUGGGAAAAAAGACAGUGGUUUCAGAGUUCUAUGAUGAAAUGAUAUUUCAAGACCCAACAGCAAUGAUGCAACAAUUAUUAACAACAUCUCGCCAGCUAACGUUAGGAGCCUAUAAGCAUGAAACAGAAUUGCAUGCUCAACAGACUGCUGCAAUGACUCCUGGGAGCACGUGCCCAUGUCCUGAUGGCCGUCUGUGGUUCCCAGGCUGUAGCCUUUGGAGUGUCUAAAUGCAGUCUAUAGUCAAGUUGUGAGUCAAGGUGUAACUGAACCUAAGAUCUCCCCUGUUGGGCAGAGUCAGAAAGGCUUUCAUGGCAAACUGAAAAUAAAUUUGUAAGUUAAAAAAUUAGUUUACACACAUCCUCCAUUUCAACCAGUAGAACCUUCAUGCUAUUCCUCAAAUGUACUACCCUGCACUCUCCUGCUAUUACACCUUCCAUCUUCUUCCUUUGUUAAAAUAUUUCCUUUCUUCCAGGCCCAAAUUUCCCUCUCCCUCCUCCCAACUAAGCUCACUUCCUCUGACCCAUCAUAGUAUCUUGUUUGCCUCUCUUUUGUGUUGUUAUUCAUCCUGCGGUGAAAGUAUGAUAUACUUCUAUUACCAUCCUUCACACUUUUUUUCACUCUUGGCAAAAGAGGGCGAGUUGGCUUUGUUUAUCCUGAUAAUUGUAUAUAAAGCGCUUGACAUGCCUAGCAUACAGGAAGUGCUCAAUAAACCAUCACUGGCCUUUUAGUGUUCUCUGUCACUUAACUUUUAGGACCUGCCCGGGGUCUAUUCCACACUAGGGCACAAUUCUAGUUGCAGAUCUUGGCUUUUUCUUCAUCUACUCUAGCCUGUCCCAGUGCUAGGCACAGAGUCUUGUCCAGCUGUGUCCCAAGAUAUCACAAGCACAAAUAAGCCAAAGGUGAAAACUGACUUUGGCCUGAAAUGUACCAUUCAUGUGGGUCUACUUAUGCCGAGGUUGUUUCUGUACUUAAGACUUUGGAAAAUUAGACAAAAUUUAUAGUGUGUUUUUAUUGAGUUUGAUGACCAGAACUAAGCUAUUUUUAUCUCUCGAAGAGCAAUCUAAAGUGUCAGGACUGCCCUGUCCAGUCUUCUAUAGUAGAGGUCUGCAAACAUUAUCCCAAAGGGCCAGACAGUAUUUUAGGCCUUGUGGGGCUAUACAUUCUCUGUCACUGCUGCUCAGUUCUGCUAUUGUAACAUGAAAUCGGCCGUCCCUAAACAAAUGAGCACUGUGUUCCAACGAAAAUGCAUUUAAUGACACGGAGAUUUGAAUUUCGUAAAAUUUCCACAUCAUACAAUAUUUUCCUUUGUUUGAUUUUUUUUUCCAAGCACUGAGAACAUUAACAAACAAACAAACAAAACCAUCCUUAGUUCCCAGGCCAUGGGAAAACAGGCUGAGGGCCACAUACAGCCCCAGAGCCACAGUCUGCUUAUUCUUGGGUUUCCAAGACUAGGAAUGUACAAGAAUCGCCAACCCCAAGAGGGAGCUCUAGGAUUUGCUCUGUGAAUUCAAAGUAAAAACCCGAGUUUGGGCCUUUGUCAAUGUUCUGAGCCCACUUAGGUUAGCCCAAGUUACCCGAUACAAAAGAGAUUUGCAAA